Molecule: messenger RNA, 882 nt
Organism: Adineta ricciae
Lineage: Eukaryota; Metazoa; Rotifera; Eurotatoria; Adinetida; Adinetidae
Source: the annotation of a GenBank genome assembly
AUGUCAAACAAUACAACCAAUGAAUCCGAUAAUGAUUCAUCAUCAAGUGAAUCUGAUGAUGAAAUGAUAAACGAUAAACAAGGUGGCUCGAAUUCCGAUCAUAGUGUAGAAUAUGAAGAUCAUAGAAAUACUAAUACUAAACGUAUUGAAACAAUCGAUGUAAGCGAAGAAUCUUCAGGUAUUGGCAACGGUGGUGAACGAGAUGUUGUUGUUGUCGCAGAAAAUAACGAUGCUGGUGAAAAUGAUGCAGUUGCUUCUGUAAAUAAUCAACUCGAAAAUCAGGGUAAUUGGAAACUACGAGCUAUCGUUCAUUUCAAACAUCCGAAAAAGACUUUCACUAAUGCAACAGGCGUUGGUGAAGUAACAACGUGGGAUCUUGUUGAUGAUACUGGUUCGAUGAACUUAGUAGCGUUUAACAUUCAGUCAAACAUGAUGACCAAUACGUUGAUUAUUGGAAAGUGUUACGAGAUGUCUCAUCUGUCGAUAAAAACAGUUGAUCGUGUGUAUAAAACCUUGUCCAAUGAUGUUCAACUUCUCGCAACUUCUCGCACAUCUGCUCAUGAAGUUGUCUCGAAUUUCACAUAUGAACCAGUUGCUAAUUUUGUCACAUUGCAAGAAAUCGAAAAUUUACCAUUGCAUUCAAUCGUUGUUAAGAAAUCUUUCGCUGCUUUCUUUCUUUGUUCAUUGAUGAAUAGGACUCAAUCUGAUUCAUCGAUAUUCACAUGGUCCAUGUUUUAUUUAGAUGUUAAUGUACAAGUUUUACGUGAUUAUGGUACAACAACGGGAUUUUCUAAUAAUUAUUCAUGGAGUCGACGCGAAAUUCACGUCGGACAAAAUGGUGUUGCUAUUCGAAUGACUCUCUGGAAUGAUCAAGUACGAUAA